CCACAAAACUAAUCACACGACUGAAAUGUCAAAAGAAGACAAGACUUUUUGAUUCCGCUCCUCUUGGAAAAAAAGGAAUUUUACUACAAAAUAUUCACACCCACAAUGGACAAUGCAACCAAAGAGAAACUUGAGCAGCUUAUCGAUCGUGCAACAAAUCCAUCAACAGGAGAUUUGGAAGUAGCAGCCAUGGAUGCCUUCUGCUAUGCAGUUCGGAAUGAUCCCACCAUCAGUACACUAGCCACAAAACUUCUAGCCGAGAGAAUUCAGUCUACAAAUAAGAAGGAAGCCCUCAAUGCACUUGAAUUGCUGGAGGAAUCUGUGGCACGAUGUGGGGAUGAUUUCCGGGGGAAAGUCAACACAUUCCGUUUCCUGAAUGAGCUCAUUAAGCUCGUAUCGCGAAAAUACAAUGGUGACACAACGGAUAAGGAAGUAAAGGAUAGAAUUCUCGAUCUUAUGCUGCUGUGGACGAAGCAGUAUCCGGAAGAGAAGAAGGUACAGGAAUCCUACAAUAUGCUACUUAAGCAGGGCAUUGUACACGAACCCAAACAAGAUAUAAAGCUCAAUAGUGCCCCGGCGAAACCUGCGGCAAAGAGUAGUAAACCCCCCGAGGAUCCAACUACAGUGAGAUUCAGGCAACUUCUCUGCAGCAAUAAUCCUGCGGAUCUACAGGCAGCUCAGAUUAUGAUGGUGAACAUGGUGAGAGAGGAGGAGAAGAAGAUACUUAGGGUAAAGGAAUUGGAACGUGGAAAAUCAAAUGUUGAACUUCUAAAUGAGAUGAUUGACCAAUUUGACUGUGACAGCACAUCAAUGGAUGAUUGGUCAUUGAUAAGGGAUCUCUUUGAGAAUUGCAAGGAAGUUCAACCGACGAUAUUGCUCCUGGCACAGGAUCAAAAUCAAACUGAGCAGGUGAUCUGUGAUGCACUUGAAACCAAUGAUCGCCUCAAUCAAGUUAUGGAGAAAUUCAACACGCUCGUCAUGAAGAAAGCCCCCGAGGCUGGUCAGGAGCGCCGGAGCGUGCCAAAGGAAAAUAAUCUCGACUCCUUGAUUGACCUUCCAGCUGCUGCAGGAGGGGCAAGUGCUGCCCCAAAAGAGACUAAACCCCAAGAUGAUAUGAAUGAAUUGAGUGACAUCUUCAGUUCAAUUCAAACAAACUCCUCAGCAAGCAUUCCAUCAGUCUUCGAUGACGUGGACAUUCUAAAACCAUCGCCUGUUACGGAGAAACCUGAAGAUCUCCUUCUCCCGGACAUUGCAUUACCCACGAAUAGACAAACACCGAAGGCAGAGUCCAAACCUCCCGGAAAGCCCUCAAUUGACAUCGACAGCCUCGUGAAUGAGAUGCUAAAGACUUCCCAAAGUUCUCCGGCUAAAAUUCCCGAAAAGCAAACAAAUGCCCUCGAUGGCAUCACCGUUGACAUCGAUAAGUUGGUUCCGGAUGAGAAAAAGGAGCCCAGAGUGGUAUUGGAUCAGCCUAAAGGUCUUCGGGUGUUGCUCAAUUUCACCCAUACGCAUCCCAAACCAAAUGUAGCUGUGAUUGUGGCCACAAUUGCCAAUCAAUCCACAGAAAAUAUCAGUGAUAUCCACUUUGGGGCCACUAUUAAUCCCGAAAUGGCAUCUUCUGGAGCUCAUGUCAAACUCCAAGAACCAUCAGGAACAUCCCUCGCAGGUGUAAAACCCUUCCGUUCAGCCGUUGAGGAUAUCACACAAGUUAUUCUCAUUGAGAAUCCCUCUCGGGACGAUCUCAGUCUUCUCUGCACCGUGAAAUAUGCACCAAACUUUCAUCAGUCAAUUACUGUGGAACACCUUUCAAAUCUCCUGGAUUAGGCGCAUUGCACACAUCCACUUGCACGUACUUUAAUUGUCUCUCAUUUAUUUUUUUUUUCUCCUUACUUAUGGCUUAAAAAAACUCUUAAGGAUCAACAUCUAAUGAAGGUGGAGUUGUACAAAAAAAAAGAAGAAGCGAAAAAUCAUCUAACUUACAAAAUCACAUUGACAAUGAAAAUGAUAAACUGCGCGGCCCAGAGAAGAGGAGGAACUUCACGCCACCACAUCAUCUCUAAAAGCGAGUGCAGUGAUGGCACGCUGAUGUCCAAUGUACUCCCGGUCGACUUCUUGUGUACUGAUAUUCCACAGCCUCGCUAAUCCGUCAGAGGAAGCUGUGAACAGGUACUGUGAAUCAGCACUGAAGGCAGCAUCCCAGACCCAGCGCUUUGAAUCAAUUUUUAGCUCACGAUAUGGAGUAAAAUCGCUGGUGUUCCACAAUUUUGCCGUACCAUCAGCUGAAGUUGUGAGGAGGAGGCUGAAAAUGGAAAGGAGGACGUUAAAAGAAAUUUUAUUAGAUAAAAGCUACAAAAAGAUCCGAGUAAAUAACUCAAAGGGCUUGCAAAAAGCAAGAAGAGUUUCCUUGAUAAAACAUUUAAGAUCUCAUGAAGCUUCUAUUUUGCCACAGUCAAAUUAAAAUCAGAAAACUGCAGCUAAACGAUCUUAACUUUUUUUUUCAAACUGAAUAUUUUGAUCUUGUCUAACAAGUUAAAGAAAUUAGUUUCAAAAUUAAUAUUUCUAAACUAUUCCAGCCUACAAUUUAUUUGUUUGGAUGCUUAAAUGCAGCUUCUAAAAAAGUAUUACCUACACCUAUCUAUAUUUUAAUUAAAAAUGAAAGCCCUAAAAAAUAUAUAAUUGAAAAAAAGCUUCUGUCUCCUUAUAUUAGUUAAAUUCCGCCAUUAUAAUCGCAGCUGUUCUUAAGUUCCCAUAUUAAAUUUUCAUUAGAGCUGUAUAUAAAAAUAUCAAAAUAAAAUAAAAUGAAAAAAAUGA
This is a messenger RNA of Lutzomyia longipalpis, 2811 nucleotides long. RefSeq names its product ADP-ribosylation factor-binding protein GGA1 (gene Gga). Lineage: Eukaryota; Metazoa; Arthropoda; Insecta; Diptera; Psychodidae. Bases 106 to 1824 code for a protein of 572 amino acids. The transcript is spliced from 2 exons. Gene Ontology annotation, cellular component: trans-Golgi network. Gene Ontology annotation, biological process: vesicle-mediated transport; intracellular protein transport. Gene Ontology annotation, molecular function: small GTPase binding; ubiquitin binding; phosphatidylinositol binding. The record is from RefSeq and is a predicted model, not a curated record.